Malaya genurostris is the source of this 1172-nucleotide messenger RNA. It is a transcript of the gene Cchl, whose product is annotated as holocytochrome c-type synthase. The transcript has 3 exons. Gene Ontology annotation, cellular component: mitochondrion. The record is from RefSeq and is a predicted model, not a curated record. Lineage: Eukaryota; Metazoa; Arthropoda; Insecta; Diptera; Culicidae. Gene Ontology annotation, molecular function: holocytochrome-c synthase activity. Bases 191 to 1021 code for a protein of 276 amino acids. Gene Ontology annotation, biological process: cytochrome c-heme linkage.
UGGCAACCCUGCACGAAUGUGUCAGGCACGAUCACACGAGUAAAAUGUAAAAGAAAACAUCGAUUCUAUCGCGGAAAACUGGAAUUUUUGGGCUAGCUCUUUGACAAAAUUUUUCAGAUUUUUGGAAACAAAUCGUAAAAAUUAGCCAGGUUUGCCUGAGCCUAAUAGCAGUUGUUCUAUAUUUGCAGCAAUGGGCAAUACCGUGUCAGCCGCAGAGUUCAUGGCAUCCAAUAUAGUACAUGCCGAAGCAGGAGUUCUCCCUAAAGGACAUCCUCCCAUUAGUAGCAAUGAUAGUAAAUCGGUAGGAAUUAGUCCCCCACCAGAAUGUCCAAUGCAUCAGAAACAGCUACCACCUAAAGACAAACCGGUUCUAGUAUCAGAGUGUCCUGUGAAACAUGAUGAAUCCGAUAUUAAUCCGCUUAAUAUGAUGCCACCAAUGAAUCAGAAUCCAGCGCCGGAUCAACCAUUUCCACUUCCCAAAGAACGUCAAGUCUCAACUAUCCCGAAAGUAACUGAAGAUGGGCGCCAGGAAUUCUGGGUUUACCCCAGCCAGCAGAUGUUUUGGAAUGCUAUGCUUCGUAAGGGUUGGCGUUGGCAAAAAGAUGACAUUCAACCAAAGGACAUGGACGAUAUCAUUAAAAUUCACAAUGCCAACAAUGAACAGGCAUGGCAAGAAGUACUGAAAUGGGAGGCGUUGCAUGCACGUGAAUGUGGCAAUCCCAAAUUGAAAAGUUUUGGUGGUAAAGCAACAGAAUACAGUCCUCGAGCGCGCAUUCGCAGCUGGAUGGGCUAUGAAUUGCCAUUUGAUAGGCAUGACUGGAUAGUGGACCGCUGCGGCAAAGAUGUACGCUACAUUAUCGAUUACUACGAUGGCGGCAUGGUCGAUGAUAAGUACAAGUUUGCACUACUCGAUGUAAGACCUGCGAUGGAUUCUGUAGAUAAUGUUUGGGACCGAAUGACGGUCGCCUAUAUGCGGUGGAAAUAUCAAUUCGAAGGUAAGAUUAAGGAAUUAACCAGUUAAAGAGACACCGGAAAAAACUGUGAAAACGUAUCUCGAUAUCAAAUGUUGAUCAAUUUAAAGCAAUUUAGUGAUGCCAUAAUUUGACGAUUCGAAUUAAAAUAAAAUUAUUAUCCUAACAGAACCAUACAAAGUUAGCAUCAUUGAAGUAAAA